AUGUCUUGCCCCGCAGCGGCCGACUUCAGCGCCGACACUGCUGCCAGCCGGAGGCGCAUCUCAACAGCCUGCGAGGCCUGUCGCGUCGCCAAAGUCCGCUGCCUGCCCAGCGACGAAGACGGCGUCUGUCAAAAAUGUCUCGUCUCCAAAAAGGAAUGCGUCUCUCGGACGGGUCCUCGCCGGCGUCGCCCUAACAGGUCCAAGCUUCCUCACGGCGAGCAACUACCCCCGCCGCCCAAGCCAACCGGCACAUUCACCAUUGACAUUCCCCUCUCCGGACCGCCUGAGCCGGUCUCCUCCGCCGACACGUUACGCCAGUCUCACUCUUCCUACCUCGACAACCUCUUCCCCGCCGACCCCAGCACCACCACCAGCACCUCAUCCCCCAUCUUUCCCUGGCGCGGUAGCACCACGUCCUCCGAGGCCGGCUCCCAUCCCUCCGGCGCCCCGUCCUCCUUACUGGGCACCACCACCACCACCACCGCCGCCCAACCCAGCUUCAACAUCGCCUCCGCCGAGGCCCUCCUCGCCACCUUCCGCCAGAUGCUCCCCUGGUGCCCCUGCGUGCUCCUCCCGGACUCCCUCACCGUCGCCUCGCUCGCGCGCACCCGGCCCUUCCUGCUCCUCGCCGUGCUCGCCGCCGCCGCCGCCGCCCGCUCCUCGCUGCGCGGGCACGACCUGUACGACGACGAGUUCCGCCGCGUGCUCGCGCUCAAGCUCGUCGCCCGCGGCGAGCGCAGCCUCGAGCUGCUCCAGGGCCUGCUCGUCUACUGCCUCUGGCACCCGUUCCACCUGCGCCCGCGCCGCGUCCGCCAGGUCCUCCAGUACACCCGCAUGGCCGCCGACCUCGUCCGCGACCUUGAGCUUGACAUCCCGCCUCCAGCGGGGGGCGAGCAGCUUCCCGUGACGCCGGAGCGGCUCGACACCGUCCGCGCGUACGUCGCCCAGCACUACCUAUCGUCCACCUUCGCGGUUACCUGGCAGGCGUACCGCAGCAGGGACGCGCCCGUGCCCUUCACGGCCUGGACAGAGCGUUGCUGCCAGCUCCUCGCCCAGCACGCCGCCUGCCCCGGCGACGCCGUCCUCGCCUCCCUCGCACGUCUCGGCCGCACCGUCCGCGACGCCUGGACCGCCGUCCGCGACGGCGGCGAUGACUUCUCCACGCCCAGCAGCAACACCACCACCAACAACAUCGGCCUCGUCUUUCGAGGCCUGGAGGCGCAGUUCCAGGACCAAAAGGCCAACCUCCCGCCCGCCGUCGCCAACGCCCUACCUGUCCGGCUGCAGACCCUCUUUACGGAAUUCUUCCUCCUCGGCGGCUCCGUCCUUCGCAUGCCCACCUCCAAGCCACCGCCCGCCGACCCCUCCGCCGACCCCUUCCGGCCCACGCCCGCCCGCUUCCGGUCGUGCGUCGACGUUGUCGCCCAAUUCCUCGCCCUCCUCGCCUCUCUCCCUACCAGCAACCUCGCGCACUUUUCCAGCGGCGACUGGGGCCGGCUCGUCCUCGGCGUCGUCGUCGCCAUGCGCCUCUCCUUCCACGAGGAGGAAGACCCCGACUUUGACGCGGGUGCCUGGGCGCGGGGGCGCCUCGGCCUCGGGGAGUUCCUGGAGGCCAUGACGGCCAGGGUGGGCGAGGAUGGCCUGGCGGAGACGGCGCGGAGGGCGGACGUCGUCUCGGCGAGCAAGGUGGUCCUCGCGGUCGUCAGGGAGAAGUACGAGGAGCGGCUCGCGUCGCUGCAGCGGCGGCGGCAGCAGCAGGACGUGAUCGAGGAGGAAGAUCAAGCAGGACUGAACAGGUCUAGGUGUCCGAUGCUCGACGGAUCGCUGGACUGCUACUUCCCGCUUUGGGACAGCGGCGUCGGGCAGACGCCGGUGAGCGUGCCGCUGUCGUUUGCCGAGGGCGUACCGAUUGACGGCGACGCCAUGUUGGAUACCUGGAUCGAGGACCUCUUUGACUGGAUCGGUCCGAGGCAGGAUGUACACUAA
This is a messenger RNA of Cordyceps fumosorosea ARSEF 2679, 1986 nucleotides long. Its product is annotated as Zn(2)-C6 fungal-type DNA-binding domain protein. Bases 1 to 1986 code for a protein of 661 amino acids. NCBI's taxonomy places the organism in Eukaryota, Fungi, Ascomycota, Sordariomycetes, Hypocreales, Cordycipitaceae. Gene Ontology annotation, molecular function: transcription cis-regulatory region binding; zinc ion binding; DNA-binding transcription factor activity, RNA polymerase II-specific. The record is from RefSeq and is a predicted model, not a curated record. Gene Ontology annotation, biological process: regulation of DNA-templated transcription. The transcript has 5 exons. Gene Ontology annotation, cellular component: nucleus.